Molecule: messenger RNA, 1102 nt
Organism: Medicago truncatula (barrel medic)
Lineage: Eukaryota; Viridiplantae; Streptophyta; Magnoliopsida; Fabales; Fabaceae
Product: putative pentatricopeptide repeat-containing protein At1g12700, mitochondrial
Exons: 1
Molecular function (GO): protein binding
Source: RefSeq, a predicted model, not a curated record
CCCAGACACCACACUUGUUCAGCUGAGUUUUCUUUUUAGAUUCAACAAGAGAACAAGAGUGACAUUCUGGAAUUUCUUCCAUUUCGCUCACCAACGACGUUCACCGACGGUCUUCUCCACCGCGUCAAUGUUGUUGUUAUCAUCAUCCAGGUUUCGUUCUUCUUCUUCUUCUAAUUUCACCUUUCUUAUUAUUCCCUUCUUAAGAACAAGACUAUACUCUCACUCUAGAUCUGUUCCCAAUCAUGUUCAUGAUGCUGUUUCCUCAUUCCACCAUAUGAUUCGUAUGAAUCCUACCCCAUCCAUCAUCGAAUUUAACAAGAUUUUAGGUUCCCUUGUUAAGUCUAACAAUAACCAUUACACCACUGCUAUUUCUCUUUUUCACCAAUUAGAAUUCAACGGAAUUAUUCCUGAUAUUGUUACUUUGAGUAUCUUGAUCAAUUGUUACUGUCAUCUUGGUCAAAUGAAUUUUGCCUUUUCUAUAUUUGGCAAUAUUCUUAAGAUGGGUUUUCAGCCAAAUACCGUCACCUUGAAUACACUUGUCAAAGGUAUGUGUCUUAACGGUAAAGUCAAGGAAGCUCUACACUUUCACGACCAUGUGAUUGCACUUGGAUUUCCCUUGAACCAAGUUACUUAUGGUACUUUGAUCAAUGGCUUGUGUAAAAUGGGAAAAACAACUGAAGCCUUACAAGUGUUGAGAAAGAUUGAUGGGAAAUUGGUUAACACUGAUGUGGUAAUGUAUAGCACAAUCAUUGAUAGUUUGUGUAAAGAGAUAUUGGUGACUGAGGCUUAUGAGUUAUAUUCUCAAAUGAUUGUAAAGAAAAUUUCUCCCAAUGUUGUUACUUUGAGCUCUCUAAUAUAUGGAUUUUGCAUUGUUGGUCAACUGAAAAAAGCAUUUCGUUUGUUCCAUGAAAUGCUAUUGACAAACAUCCACCCAAAUGUUUAUACUUUUAAUAUAUUGGUUGAUGCUCUUUGUAAGGAAGGAAAUGUGAAAGGAGCUAUGAAUCUGUUAGCCGUUAUGAUGAAAGAAGGUGUAAUACCGGAUGUAGUUACCUACAAUUCAAUAAUGGAUGGACAUUGCCUAGUGAUGAGUCAUUUAUUGACU